AGCUGAAUAUCAAAGUCAAUUUGAAUAUGCAAGAAAUUCUGACCAUGCUGGUUUAUGGGAAAGAAUUGCAAAUAAUUUAAACACAGAUAAUACUAUUCAAAUAACUGCGAGACAGUGUCAAAAUAAAUGGUAUUCCUUAGUAAGAGGAUACCAUAAUUCAAAAAGAAUUUUAAAAGGAGAAGCCAGAAGAACAACAAAUUUAGUUUCUCCUAAUAGAUAUGAUGUACAAUUUUAUGAGUUGAUGAGAAGUGAAUUCUGGCUUCCUAGAGAUGCUACACGGAGAGCUUAUUUAAGACGAAGAAUUGAGAGGCGUCAAUUAGCAUAUCAAGAAAACAUGCAAAGGAUUGAGGGCGAUAUGGGGUUUGGGCUUGAAUCCGAUAAGGAGGAUGAUGAGGAAGACGAUGAAAGUGCCAAUUCCCGAGAACAAUCCGUAGUGGAAGAAACUAUGGAGGUUUCGGGUAGUAGUAUCGCUGCUACACAGCAGAUGCAACUUGA
Molecule: messenger RNA, 495 nt
Organism: Funneliformis mosseae
Lineage: Eukaryota; Fungi; Glomeromycota; Glomeromycetes; Glomerales; Glomeraceae
Source: the annotation of a GenBank genome assembly